AUGCUGAGGCACUUUAUGAGGCUUGAUAUUGACAACGAUCUGCUGACGGCAAUGGCAGAGCGAUGGCGCCCCGAGCUGCAUACCUUCCACUUUCCCGAGGGUGAAAUGACGAUCACCCUCAAAGAUGUUGCUAUCCUCACCGGGCUCCCGAUCACCGGAGAUGCCAUCAUCGACAACUCAAGAAAACCGGAAGAUGGUUGGGGGCCAUUGAUUCAACAAUGUUUGGGGUUCAACUUGCCAACCACCACGCCCGUCGAAGGGGCUGGGCAUCCACCACUGAAUGCGGGGCAAGUAUCGAUCCCGUGGCUUGUUGACCACAUCCAGUUGGAGGUUAAUAUAGGCCCGGACACUCCUGAAGAUCAGGUGGAGCGACAUCCCGAGGAUCAAGAGACAUGGUUGUGCAAGGUGCCCUUAAUCUGCUGGCACAUGGUGGAAUGGCACCUGCCUGAUCGAUCUUUGAGGCAAUAUCGAUUGGAGCAACCAAUUCCAGCAUCCCCACCUCAAGGGUUCAGGGAGCUCCACGCCAUUGACCUACGCUACACCAAAAAGGAUUGGGUCCGCAAGCAUGAAUUCUACAUCAACAUAUGGGAGAAUAGAAAUCAGUGGGUGGUCCAAGGGGCGCCGGAGACGAGGCCAAUGGGGUACCACGAUGGCUACAUGCGGUGGUAUCAGAAAUUCACGCUAAGAUGGGUGUCAAAGCAAGUAUGA
This is a messenger RNA of Linum tenue, 708 nucleotides long. NCBI's taxonomy places the organism in Eukaryota, Viridiplantae, Streptophyta, Magnoliopsida, Malpighiales, Linaceae. The record is from the annotation of a GenBank genome assembly.